Molecule: messenger RNA, 2253 nt
Organism: Sphaeramia orbicularis (orbiculate cardinalfish)
Lineage: Eukaryota; Metazoa; Chordata; Actinopteri; Kurtiformes; Apogonidae
Gene: spata2l
Product: spermatogenesis associated 2-like
Exons: 4
Coding region: 112-1632 (506 amino acids)
Cellular component (GO): cytoplasm
Source: RefSeq, a predicted model, not a curated record
CUAUGUUUACUUUACCGUGAGCUGACCGACAGCCGCACGGCGACACUGUGUGGCCCGGAAAUGUGUCACCCGGUUUUACUCCAGAUCUGAGUCGGUGUCGGGUGAAAUUGAAUGGAAGUGAUGAGUGUCUCUGGGUCCAGAUCCGGAUCCGGGUCCAGAUCCAGAGACCUGCUGAGUGCCUACGACCUCAGUCUGGAGCAGCAGAUCCUGGUUGGAGGCUCCAGUCUGCCCUGUGGGGAUGAGGAGCUGUGGAAACAGGCCGAGGAGCUGCUGGAGGAUGGAGACGCUCAGGACACCCACUGCCUGGGUCUGGAUCCACUUGCCGUGAUGGAGGAGUCGCUUAAAGGGGCGGAGACAGCAGCAGGUAGUGGUGGACGGCGAGUUAAACCCAGAGCUGGUCUGCAGGGACUGGCCAAAGCCUUCGAGGUUCUGGAGUUGGCAGCUCUGAACCUGUACCUGGGCCCCUGGAGGGAGGAGUACAAGGUGGUGAAGAUGUAUUCUGGGAUGUUCACCCACCUCAUCAGACCCGUGUUCUCGGUGCAGCAGAUCCACCACCUGUUCAGCCUGCUGGGAUACCAGCCCUGCACAGCGCACCCACAGCAGCUCCGCCUCCAGCCUGCCUCCACUUCCUCCUCCGACCACUUCCUCCGCUGGUCCUGUGCCUUCUUCCUGGCCCGCUGUGAGUGUCGCCUCCUGCUGGCGGCUCUGGGGAGUCACGGUGGUGAAGCCCAGUGGGAGCUGAGUUUGGUGAGAGAGAGACGGAGAGGACACAGCGUCCAGGUUGCCCUUGACAAUGCUAAGAAGACUCUGAUGGUGCCAUUUGAUGGUGAAAGUGACAUGGAUCUGUACACCGACGACCAGGUCAACGGGGGUCACGAGGAGGCAGGCGUUCCUGAAGACCAGGAUCCCCGCUCUUUAACGUGGACUCCUGAGAGCCACACCCCCGCCAUCAAAGCUAACAGCAACAGGACGCCGUCCUCGCCAUCAGCGUCCAUAGAACACAUCUACAGAUCUGCGCUAAAGACCUCACUGCUUGACUCCGCCUCUGGUACGACGUUCAGCCGCCGGCCUCUGGGAGAGGUGGCGUCCAACAGGGCGGACGCGGAGUCGAGCUGUUCAUACACCAGCGGUUCAUGGUUCUUGAAGGAUGGGGCCGAGGUGGAUCACGCCUGCAGCUGUCUCCAGUCUUGUGAGAUUCUCUACCACUGCACUGACUGCAACACCUUCCACAACUUCACCUGUGCCUUGUUAGAACCCUGUCGUGCCAACGGCCACCAUGCGGUGUAUGUCGACAAAACAGCGGAGAAGAUGAAAGAAUUAACAGUCGGCGGCAGUGCAGCGUCCAUCCCCAUGGCCUACCACGACUGCUGCGAUCCCGCUCACCCUGACCCAGGUCAUCUGUGCUUCUCCUGCCGUGUCUUCCACUCUGAGUCCUGCACCGACGCCAAACUGUGCCAAAGCCAAUGCCACCGCAUCACAACCCUGGGAACCUGCUCCUUUGGGACGCGAUGUUGGGGAAAACCUUGUGUUCUGUGCAGAUACUGUGGAAAAGAAUACUGUAAAGACUGUUGGUUCCGGAACCCCAUCAACUGCACCUGUGGGCGAACCUUCGACCAGUCGUCCUCCGUGUAAUCUUGACAACCAGUGCUGCACUAAUGAGGAUCAUUUAACAAAGUCGCCUUAAAAUGCCUUAAAUCUGCGCAGAACAAGCCAAAGUCAAUCAGAACCUGUGACUCCGCCUCCACAGAGGAGGGUGGAGGGUUAAAGGUUAAAGGGAUUGUGGGAGUUUUAGAUGACGGUCAGAGAUGCUUUAAUCAAACACCAUCACUGAAGGUUUUAACACCUAGAGCUGUUUGAUCUAAAUGUACAUUUACACACUUGUCUGAUGGACAAACACAAAAAUGAAAACAAACACACAUAAACCAGACAGUGGAGGUGUGGCCAAUCCAGUUAAAUGGUAGUUUGCAUAAAAUAACAGAUAUUCUAAAAACAGCUGUAAAUAGUGUGAUAGAACUGACUCUGACCGUCAUCUACUGCCCCCCCCCCAUUAGAGCCUUUAAUUCAGUAUUACAUGUUUUUUUUUAACUCAGUUACUCAUUAUUCACUUCAUAGCCACAGUUUUGUUUUGUUUUUUAAAGCUGUUGAUAUUGUUACUGUUUGUGUCUUGAAUGAAAUUUGGUGCAAAAGCACAAUGAAUUCAGUUCAAACUAUUUGUUGUGUCUGUGAACACUGAAGUAAAAAUGGGUCAAAGUG